AUGGAAGACAUUCUAGCUGCUGCAGCAUCUUCUCCGGCUUCGCUACUCUGCGAAGCAACACUUGCUGCACCUAAGCAACGGUUGCAGUUCAUCAUGCAAAACCAGCGAGAGUGGUGGGUUUAUUCUAUCUUCUGGCAGGCAUCAAGGGAUCGAGACGGGCGCCUGCAAACACUUGCCGAUAACGGCGUGAAGGUGACCACUCAGGACAUCUUCGGGAGAAGGAAGGCAGGGAAAGAAGUUCCUUCGUCCUUUCCCUGGAGGGAUUCUACUUCCCACAGCAAAAGCGAUGGAUUUGGUGAUGGCCGGGAUGUGCUUUGUGUCCGGAGAAGACCUUCUGGUCCGAACCUUCAAUUCGGUUCGUAUGCGUGGUUAGUUGGAGAUCACCAACUCCUGUUUUACAACUGCGAGAGGGCUAAAGAAGCUCAUUCUCAUGGAGUUAAAACUUUUGUUUGCAUCUCCACUUCAGGUGGAAUUCUGGAAUUGGGAUCCUCAGAAUUGAUAAAAGAAGACUGGGGACUGGUGCAACUUUGCAAGACACUGUUUGGCUCAGAAGAUCAAAACAGCACCAGCAGUACUAGUACAACUACCACCACCGGAGACGCCAUCCUUGGUAGUAAUAAUACUACUCCUGCAGGAGGAGGACUGUUUGACAUUGGCGGCCUGCUAGGUCAUGAUGCCAAACAAAGCUCACUGCAGGAAGACAAGCCCCAGGAAAGCAACUUAACAAUUAUGAACAUUGAUGAUGAAUCCGCUUCAGGAACGCUGACACCAAUAGGUGGGCAGCCGAUAUCAACCGGAUCUGCAGGGAUGGCUCACACUGGUCCCAAACUAUUGGAAACUCAAAAUUUCAUGCCCGAGGCGGCAGGAAAAUGGAGCAAGGUCCGAUCGCCGUCAUCGAGAAGAAGAAUGAGAGAGGCAUCCAUGACGGGGCAAGAAAUGGCGCUGAACCAUGUGGAGGCAGAAAGGCAGAGGCGAGAGAAGCUCAAUCACAGAUUCUAUGCUCUCAGAAGCGUGGUACCCAACGUGUCCAGAAUGGACAAAGCCUCGCUUCUUGCAGAUGCAGUCGCUUACAUCAACGAGCUCAAGGCCAAAAUUCAGGAAUUGGAGGCCAGAGUUGGGGUUGGAUCGCGAGGAGGAGCACAAUAUCAUGAUCGCAAACUACUUGUUACUACUGCCACAAGCUGCGGGGAUUUCAUUCAAGAGACUCAAAGCACCGUCACAGCUGAUCAAAAUCAAAGCGGAAUGUCAUCUAAACCUUAUAAUAGUGUUCCAUAUACUGCUAAUAAUUCGAGUCAUGAAAUCCAUGUAAAGUUUGUGAAUGGAUCGGUAGCCAUUCUCCACAUUCUAUGUCCGGAUGUGAAUUACCCAUCAGCCAAAUUGAUGGAUGCACUGCGACAAAUGGAGCUCCAAGUUUGCUCCGCAAGCUUCUCCCCCGUACAGGACUUGAUGCUACACACGAUGUUGUGAUUAGGAUUCCCAGAAAUGAUGCUUUGGCUACCGAGGAUGCUCUCAAAACUGCACUCCUUAGAAGGUUACGGCUUUAAAUCCCAUCACAGUUUCACCCACUGAAGCGGGAAACUCAGGAGCUCCUCCACAAUUUCUGUAACACUAGCUGUCUGCUGUACAUGGCUUCAUAGCAUAGCAUAAAGCGGAGGCAUGCAGCUGGGCCCUCCUCGCCUCCCCUUUAAAUUUUAAAAGCUUUUCUUACCCUCUACGAAAUUUUACAAUUUGCGUACGAAGUCCUUCUCUUGCCCCCUGAAAUCGUGAUCUAAUACUGUAAUAUAGGGGGAAAAAAAUGUAAUUUUAGUUCUUAAUAUUUAGUUUCUAUGCA
Messenger RNA from Coffea arabica (coffee), 1831 nucleotides. Lineage: Eukaryota; Viridiplantae; Streptophyta; Magnoliopsida; Gentianales; Rubiaceae. The record is from RefSeq and is a predicted model, not a curated record.